Messenger RNA from Papilio polytes (common Mormon), 7839 nucleotides. RefSeq names its product Down syndrome cell adhesion molecule-like protein Dscam2 (gene Dscam3). Gene Ontology annotation, biological process: cell-cell adhesion; axon guidance. The record is from RefSeq and is a predicted model, not a curated record. Gene Ontology annotation, cellular component: plasma membrane; axon. Gene Ontology annotation, molecular function: protein binding. Lineage: Eukaryota; Metazoa; Arthropoda; Insecta; Lepidoptera; Papilionidae. Bases 173 to 5908 code for a protein of 1911 amino acids. The transcript is spliced from 39 exons.
CCGGCGGUCGCCCGCACGCUCGCCGCGCCACACAUCCAUCCCUUUCCCGCAAACCGGUGCUACACACAGUGUGAAAGAAACGCAGUUGAAAAACGCUAGUUAACAAAACAAGUGUGAUGUCAUGCGGGAAUCGUAUGGGAUGUGAUCGUGCGAGCGUUGCGCUGUAGACAACAUGACCUCCUGGCUCGGGACCGCCCUCCUCCUCCUCUUUGCUAUGGGUGGUGAGGGCCAGGAGCACGGGCCGGUGUUCCUGUUGGAGCCGCCAGCGCGCCUCGCUUUCUCCAACAGUACGGGCGCGCGCGUGUCGUGUGCGGCGCACGGCUCACCCAGUCCCGCCAUCACCUGGCAGCUGCCCGAUGGAACGCCGGUGGAUGACGUGCCUGGACUCAGACAAGUGCUGGAGAACGGCACAUUGGUGUUUCUGCCGUUCUCAGCGGCGCAGUACCGGCAGGAAGUGCACGCUGCGCUGCUCCGCUGCCGGGCGCACAACGCACACGGCGCCAUCCUGUCCAGAGACAUGCGGGUGCACGCCGUGGUAUGGCAAGAAUGGCAGACGCAGGUGACCGCAACCCGCGCUGCGCUGGGCGGGCCGGCGCUGCUGAGCUGCGCAGCGCCCGCCUCACUCCGCGACCACGCGUCAGUCGCAGCCUGGUACCAAGACGACGCCGUCCUCACACCCGCUGAACACCUCUCGGGACCCACACUGUUAUUGGAUGAGGGGUGGCGGCUGCUGGUGCGCGGUGUGCGGGCGGAAGAGGCGCGCGCGCAGUACGCGUGCUCCGUGCUCGACGCGCUUACCGGCGAGCGUCGCAGGAGCCCCCCGGCCACCAUCGAAAUCGUUCCAAUGAGCGUGGCGACUGCUCCAAGAGCCUUGCUGCCGGGCCCGUGGGAGACUAGCGUGCGGCGUGGCGGCGACGUUGUGCUUCCCUGUCUCGUCUCUGCCAACCCUCCGUCUACCGUCAGCUGGUACCGCGAGUCAGCCGGGGGCGUGCUGCGCGAGGUGCGAGCGGGCGAGGCGGGCGAGGCGGGAGGGCGGUACACUGCGGCGGCGGACGCCCUGGCCGUGCGCCGCGCCGAGCCGGCUGACGCGGGCCGCUGGGCCUGCCGCGCCGCCAACCAGCACGGCCACAUCACGCUGCGUCUGCACCUCUCGCUCCGAGCACAUCUCACUGUCCACGUACAGCCGCACACACAGGUGGUGAACAGCGGCGGCACGGCGACUAUGAACUGUACGUGGAGCGGGUGGCCGGCGCCGCGGUUGGAGUGGCUGCACGAUGGGACACCGGUGCGCGCGGGCGCGGCGGGCCGCCUGCGCGUGCUGGUGGGCGGCGCGCAGCUGGUCGUUCCCGCCGUGCGCCGCGCCGACCAAGGCGUCUACCAGUGCGUGGCGCGCAGCGAGCGCGAUUCCGCACAGGCCAGUGCCGAGCUGCGACUCGGAGACACAGCACCGGAGUUGCAGUACACGUUCAUCGAGCAGGUGUUGCGGCCGGGCCAGGUAGUCACCCUCAAAUGCUCCGCCACUGGCGCGCCGCCGCCGCACUUCACCUGGCUGCUCGACGGACAGCAGCUCAACACCAUGAGCCGAGGACACAGAUACAGUGUUGAACAAUUCGCGACGAAGACCAACGACGUGGUGAGCUACUUGAACAUAUCGUCGGUGCGCUCAGAAGACGGCGGCCUCUACACUUGCCGGGCGGCCAACUCCCUCGGGGACGUGUCCCACACCUCCAGACUGAAUAUAUACGGGCCGCCGUACGUGAGAUCGAUCGGGCCCAUUCGAGCGGUGGCGGGCCGGGAGCUCGUAUUGUACUGUCCCUAUUCAGGCUAUCCAAUCAGUUCUGUGAAGUGGGAGCGAGACGGCAGUCAGGUAGAGUGGGACGGCAAUGCGGAAGGCGCGUUGCGUUUGGCGCGCGUCGAGCCCUCGCACGCCGGCGCCUACGCGUGCGCGGUCUCUGGCCCACACGGCGAGAUCGCGCGCCGGGAGCUGCAGCUCGUCGUCAGCAAUCCUCCUGAGAUCGAGCCGUUCUCUUUCUCCGCCAACUUGCAAGAAGGCAAGAGAGCGCAGGUGAGCUGCAGUGUGACGUCGGGCGACAUGCCCGUGCACUUCACCUGGCUCAAGGACAACACCCCCAUUCCUUCCACUCUGCAGGUGGAAGAGCGAGGUGCUGAUUUUUUCAGCAAUCUUGUGUUCAAGGAAGUGUCUGCCCGCCACAGCGGUCUUUACACGUGUGUGGCCUCCAAUACCGCUGCUAAAGUUAACUAUACCGCAGAACUGGUAGUUAAAGUGUCACCCAAGUGGGUGAGGGAACCAAGAGACGAGGCAGUGCUGGCGGGGGAGCCGUUAGCGCUGCACUGCCAGGCCACAGGCUCCCCGCCACCUCAACUCACCUGGCUCAAGCAGAGAGUCGGAUCCCCCGCGGAAUUUGUGCCGCUGGUGAACCUCGGCGGACGUCUGCAGUUCCUGGGCAACGGCUCGCUGUGGCUGGAAGGGGCAUUGCCCUAUGACGAGGGUCACUACAUGUGCCGCGCUGAGAACGGCGUCGGUUCGCCCCUCACCAAAACUAUAUUUGUCGCCAUCAAUGAGCCGGCGCGGUUCGAGCUGACGUCGCACAAUGUGUCGGCGCGGCGCGACGCGGCCGCCACACUGACAUGCGAGGCGCGGGGGGACGCGCCGCUGCGGCUUACCUGGACACGCGGCCCGCGCCCACUGGACCUAACUACAUACAGGCUUAGCAUAUCGGAGGCAAAGACCGACAGCGGCUUGCGGUCGCAACUGUACAUCAGCCGCGCGGAGCGGCAGGACUCCGGCGUCUAUAAGUGCCAGGCAGUCAACGCCUUCGGACAUAGCGACCACUACAUUUACCUUUCCGUCCAAGAGAAGCCCGAGACGCCGCAGUCGCUAUCAGUGACGGAGAUCCUGAGCCGCGCGGUACGGCUGGCUUGGAGCCAGGGCUUCGAUGGCAACUCCCCGCUGCAGGCCUACACCGUGCAGCACUGUGCGCUCUCCGUCCGCGCCGCGCACUGGGACACCGCCACCACGCUCAACGUCUCCGUCCACGACGCCCACGCCGCCCACAUCGCCCACAUGCCCCACGUUGGGAACGCACCGCACUCACAUAUCGUACUUACUAAAAAAGGCGACAUUCACUACGAGGCUCUGUUGGGCAACCUCAAACCUCACACCGCUUACAUGAUCCGCAUCGCCGCAAUCAAUGAGAUCGACCGCAGCGCGUACACGGAACCUGUCGUUGUUAAGACUCAAGAAGAAGCGCCGUCGGAGGCGCCGAGUAACUUGCAGGUGACGGCGGGUGGGCCCGGCGAGCUGCACGUGGCGUGGCGGGCGCCGGCACGCGACGCCUGGCACGGCGACCUGCUUGGCUACUCCGUCACAUGCACCGAGCUGGGGCCGGCGGGGUCGCCCGACCUGCCCGCCCUGCCCGCGCUGCCCGCCUCGCCCGCACUCGCCGGCAACGCCUCCCGGACUCUGACAGUGAACGGGUGGUCCGCCACUGAGUUGAGUCUGUCAGCCCUGAAGAAGUUCACGCGGUACGAGGUGCGCGUGCGAGCCUUCAACGGUGUGGCGGCCGGCCCGGCCUCCGCUCCGGUCACUGCCACUACGCUAGAAGGAGUUCCAGAGUCGCCACCGACGCGCGUGUCGUGCUCGGCGCUGUCAUCGUCCAGCAUAAAGGUGUCGUGGAGUCCGCCACCUCACGAGCACCGCGGCGGGAUCAUACAGGGCUACAAGGUCAUCUACGUACCCCUCACCAUAAAUCAUGCGGACGUGGCGGAGAUCAAGCGCGUAACGACGACAGACACGUACCUGCACACGCUGCACAAGUACACCAACUACUCGAUCCAGGUGCUGGCUUUCACCGGCGCCGGCGACGGCAAGCGCAGUGCUCCCGCCUACUGCAUCACCGAGGAGGACGUUCCCUCGGCGCCGGAAAAGAUAAAGGCGCUGGCGUACUCCAGCGACUCGGUCCUGGUCAGCUGGCUGCCACCGCUGCAUCCCAACGGCGUCAUAUCGCACUACACCGUCUACUUCAGGGAGGCGGGCAGGCUGGGGAAGCACUCCAGCUUCACGGUGUCGGCGGACAAGAACCCCGAACUGGAGCUAAUGUUCCAGGUGCGCAAUCUGCUCGAGAGCCAGAUGUACGAGUUCUGGGUGUCGGCCACCACGGGCUCCGGCGAGGGCGAGUCCACGCACGUUGUGGGUCUGGGCCCGAGCUCCCGAAUCCCGGCGCGCAUCGCGUCGUUCGGCGGGCGGCGGGCGGUGCGCGCGGGGCACGCCACGCUGCUGGCCUGCACGUGCGUGGGCGUGCCGGCGCCGCGCUCGCGCUGGGCGCACGGGCGCGCGCCUGUCACGCACCACGCCUUCUACCAGGUCACCCGCGCCGGACAUCUGCACAUUCGUGAGGUAAACGAGCAGUCUUCGGGCAACUUCUCGUGUACGGCCAGCAAUAGCAUCGGCGAGGACACGGUGGUGUAUGCGGUGGUAUCAGUGGCGCCGCCCGCUGCGCCGCUGCUCUCGCUGCAGUACACCACGGCCAGCACCGUGCGCCUGCACUGGCGCUUGCCAGCCGACAACCCGCAUCCGGUCCUGGGCUACGUUUUACACUACAAGCGAGCGUCGGAGAGCGAGUGGCACAGCGUGGAGCUGUCGCCCGAGCUGAGCUCCUACACCAUGGACAUGCUGAGAUGCGGCACCACUUACAACGCCAGGAUACAGGCACAGAACAAGAUCUCCCUUGGCCCGCCUAGCGAGAUACUCACAGCCACUACGCGAGGGGGUCUUCCGAAGCCGCCGAAGCCGGAGGAGCACGUGCACAUGAACUCGUCGGCAAUCAAGAUCAACUUUUACGCGUGGCGCGACGGCGGCUGCCCCAUCCUCGGCUUCCGCCUCGCGUACCGGCGCCUCGGCGACGACCACUGGAUAAAGGUGGGUGAGAGUCUGAGCGCAGCGAACUACGUGAUCGGCGCGCUGUCGCCGGCCACGUGGUACGAAGUACUGGUAGAGGCGCGCAACGAUGCUGGCGCCGAGCGUGUGCUGCUGCUCGCCGACACGCACACGCUCGCUGGAGGGCGCAUCCCGCCGCCGGCGCCGGCGCCCCCCGCGGCGGGUGGCGCACGCACGGCCUCGCUGCGCACGGUGCUGGUGUCGUGCGCCGCCAGCGCGCUCGUCAUCGCGCUCGCGCUCGCCGCCCUGCUCUGCCUGCUGCACGGCAAGCGAAGAUUUUUCUGCCUUUCGAGCGACCACUAUUUGCGCAACAACAGGAAGCUAAGCGAAAGCAACGAAGCCGAAAGAGAAAAGCUAAGAGAGGGACAAAAACUAUACUCUUCUUCUUCCAUCAACGGAAACGAGAAGUCGAACGAUGACUCGUCAGCGGAGUUGUACGAGAUAAGUCCGUACGCGACGUUCGGUGGCGGCGUGGGGGGAGGCGCGGGGGGCGGGGCGGCGGCGCACUCGCUGCAGUUCCGCACGUUGGCGCGCCGCGACGACGACGCCGCGCCGCCGCACCGCCGCCGCCGCCGUUGUGACCACUACAGAUACGAUGAAUCGAGUCUCUCAAACCGGUCCACGGUGGAGGCUCGCCACCGCAUGCGGGCGGCGUGCGCUGGCCCAGGCAGCGCAGGGCCCGGCGGCGCCACGCCGGCGGGCUGGCGGGAGCGGUCCGACUCCGACGACUAUAGUGACAGCGCCGCCAACACUACCACCAAAGGUUCGGGCGGCAGCGGCGGCGGCAGCGCGUACGGUAGCGGGCGACGCACCGCCAGCAGCGGGGGGCAGAACGGGAGCGACGGCCUCUCUGGCAGCUUCGCCCCUGUUCCUCCCGAUAUAUCUUCAUUAAUUGACAAAUAUCAACAAAGAAAAGAACAGGAACGUAGGGAAUGUACUAUCCAUGUAUAAAAGUGCCACGGUCCAAAGAUGUUUUUAUACCGAACUGAAGAACCAUUUUACAUGGCCUCUCUUGUGUUCACGUCUGUAUUUUAAGAAAAAACUUUUUAAGUAAAAGUGUAUAAAUGUGUAUAGAAUUUAUCUAAAAACUUGACCAGUAAUAGUAAAAAGUUUAAUCGACAUCGUUUGUUGCCAAGAACUGUUUCGUAUUGAAUAUGUUUGAUUCUACAAAUGCGAUUCUCAUGAACAAAUACAACACACUCGCACGAUAAAUAUCACAAUUUUUUAUUUCGAUGGACCGUGGAUGAGAUUUCGAAAAUAGCUACUGCCAAUUCAAUUAGAAAGAAAUUAAAAGAAUAUGAAGCGUAAGGACAAAAGAGUUAAAUGCUGAGCAGAAGAAACAAAGCAAAUAAGCCAGACUUUUUUGACUAAUGUAACUUUUUAAAACUGCCAUUGUCUAAAGCAAAUCAAUCACAUCUGUGGACAUUCUGGAGGAAAUUUUCAAAACUUAAACUGCGAUAUAAGUGAAAACUAAAAUGGCUUAAUGAUUUAUGUGAUGCCGCGAACAAACCCGCAUCGAUGAUGUUAGAAAAAUAUUGUUAUAUAGUUAUUUGAAUAUUGUGAUUUAUUUUAAUGCUGUUAACUCGAACAGUUUAGAUUUUAAAGUCUUCUACAUGUUGUACAUAUUAGAUACAUUGUAGAUAUGAAAUUGUACCCGAGUAAAAUACUACUGGAUGUUGCAUCUUGUAUUGAGGCAUUACAAGCGAUUUAUUACUUCUUGCUUCAAUGUGCAUAAACAAAUCCUACGAGUAUAAUCGUCUAUUAAGAAAAACUGCAAGUACAAACAAACAACCAUCUCAACAAGAAAUGAAGUGUAAAGAUCUAAAAAGUCCCAGGAAAAGUGUAGUCACGAGUGUCAAAUGUUUAUGUUUAUUAAAAGAAUCUUCAUUGUCUUUACUAACAAGAUAAACAUUUACUGGUAUUUGCUCUAUAGAUUAAACAAAUCAAGAUUUGCUGAAAGACAGAUGCCAUUAAAUGGCUAUCAUCUAAAUUUUCUUAAAAACUCGUAAACUUGCAAAUUGUCCAGUCCAUGCGAAAUCCGCCCAUACCUUCUUACUCGUACAUCUUAUAUCUCCAACUAUUACAUUGUAAAAUCGGCCAGUUUUGUGCACGCUUGUAGGGUCUUCUAGGAUCUUUUGGUGCACCACAAAAAAGUAACUUUAAUCUUGAUAUAUUUUCUCUUAUAAUUAUGAUAAUGUGAUGUGUUUAAUCAAAACAGUAUGAUUUUAUAUAUUUUGUUACUCUUGCAGCAAAUCUUGAGGUAUUUUCAAAGUUUUAUGUGCAUCUGCUGCAAUUGCGCCGUCAAUGUGCGUUUUGGCGCUGUCAUGCUUCAGAGCUUAUUAGGUUAUAUUAUAAUGUUGUUUAACCAUGUUAGGGCCUAAAGAAAAGGCUUUUUUAUAUUUUAUUACUAUAGAACAUUUUAUAGUUAUGGUGAAUUUAAUUAUAGAAAAAUGACAUUCAAACUUAAUAUGGACUGGGAGUGAGUAUACUAAAGUUUAGAUUUAUCUUCUUUUUUUUUAAAUUAACCUACAAAUAGUGGAUCUCAAUCUCAAAUGAUUUCAUUGUUUUCAAACGUUUGUCGGCCAUGAUGCAUUUUCUAGUCGCUGGUGUCGCUUCACGUCUCGGAUGCACGUAAAACUGUUUGUAUUUAGUGAAAUUAACUAGAUCUAAGUAUAAUUAAGACACGGCUGUUCCAAACCGCAAAAGAUACAUAUCAUUAUAAUAGACUGCUAAAUUUAUAAGUGAUUCGUAAUUCUUUUUACUGUAUUGUUGAAUAAUAUAGUUAAUUAGCUAAUAAUUAUACACUAUUGUAUAAAAAUCUUUCUAUAUACAUGUUGUGUAAUAAUAAAAUUAUUAUUAAAUUUAGAAUGGAGAACGGAAAU